Trichoderma harzianum CBS 226.95 is the source of this 732-nucleotide messenger RNA. RefSeq lists its product as hypothetical. The coding region runs from base 1 to 732 and encodes 243 amino acids. Lineage: Eukaryota; Fungi; Ascomycota; Sordariomycetes; Hypocreales; Hypocreaceae. The record is from RefSeq and is a predicted model, not a curated record. The transcript has a single exon.
AUGUCCGUCCCCAGCGCCACGCCGCCUCUCCUCCUCACCAAGAGGCUCAACACUUUCCUCCACUCCCACCAGACCGCCCAUCUGCCUACUCUCCUCCUCACCACCUCCCAAGGCAAACUCCUCGCGCACGCCUCCUCACAGCCCGUCUCCGUCCUGCGCACCCACGCCACCGUCGCCGCCUCCCUCCUCGCCAUCCACACAUCCUCCUCGGCCGCCAUCCCGACUGCGCUGCCUGGAUCGCGCACGCCCGAUCCUAUGAGCAGUUCGCCCGGCAGUCCCCAUGGAAGCGACGACCACCACCAUCUUAGCCAGGACGAGGAUGAGGAUGCCGACGGCCCGCACGCGACCGAGUCAGCGCGAUCCAAGCAGCGGCCAAGGCGCACCAUCAGGCCCGUUACCAUUACUGUCCAGCUUAGCGAAGGUACCGUCAUUAUCCGGCGUCUGAAAUGCGGUCUUCUCUUCGUCUGUGUCGGUCCCGCUGCGUAUAGUCUGCAGGAUCUCCACCAUACGUCGUCACAUGCUCACCAUGAAAACGGGGACGGCGUUGGAAGCCCCAGUGAGGUGGAAAGCUUGAUAAGCGCGGGUGGCAUGACAACAUCGAGCUUGGAGAGCGCGAGCGCUCCGCCUGUAGUUGCGAUGAGGAGACAGGCCGCCGAACUGGCGCGGUGGUUGGACGAAAAGCUCGGAACGCUCAGAGUCCCCGAAGAGGGCAUCGGUGUUGUCGAGUUUUAA